UCAGCCUAACAGCUCAAUAGAGAGACACACGGGAUGGAGAGAGAAAGAACAGCUGACUGAAUCACAACAGUGUAUGAAGAUACAGCGGGAACGGCUAUGUUUUGCCCUUGCUGUGGACAAGAUCUGGGAACAAUUUACAUGUUCUGUGGCUCAUGUGGCUCUAAUGUGCAAUUUUUGGCAGAAUAUGCAGACAACAGAUCAGCAUCAGAUAUCCCCACAAACGAGGAUCUAAUACAAGGAUAUUUUAAUCACGGCUACAGCAAUGCAGAAAUUUUGGAUUUUUUGGCUUCAAAACACAAUGUUCAUAUGAGCCUUUGCUGCCUGAAGAGGAAGCUGAAAAGUAUGUCUUUAUCCAGGCAAAAAGACUACUCUCCUCUUGCCACCGUUCGUGCUGCCAUACAGGAAGAGUUAAAGGGUCCAGGUCAACUCUAUGGCUACCGUUCAAUGUGGCAGACACUGCGCCUGAAGUACUCUCUGACUGUUAAGAGGGAUGAUGUUAUGACCCUGAUGAGAGAAACUGAUCCACAAGGAAUUCAACUUCGUGCAAGCAGAAAAUUUGUAAAAAGAGUUUACAGUUCUGAUGGACCAAACCAUGUCUGGCAUGUGGACGGAUAUGAUAAGUUAAAGCCGUACGGUUUCGGAAUAAGUGGCUGCAUAGAUGGAUACUCUCGAAGAGUACUGUGGUUGAAAUGUGGAGCAAGCAACAAUGACCCAGUGGUCAUUGCCCAGAAUUAUCUGAACUGUCUGUCAGAAUGUGGAAUCAUUCCAAUGCGACUUCGCACUGAUUGUGGUACUGAAAAUGGCAGAAUGGUGGCAAUUCAUUGUACCUUAAGAUCAUCUCAUACUGACGACUAUGCUGGGGCUGCCAGUCAUUUGUAUGGCUCUUCAACGGCAAACCAAAGAAUUGAAAGCUGGUGGUCAUAUUUUCGCAAACAGAGGUCACAAUUUUGGAUGGACCUUUUGAAUGAUAUGAGAGAGAGAAAUCUCUUCAAUGGUAGUCAUGAGCACACAUGCCUCCUGCGAUUUGUGUUCAUGGAUGUGCUACAAAAUGACCUUGAUGAAUGCAGAGAAAAGUGGAACACUCAUACAAUCAGACCUGUUAAACUGUCUCGCUGUCCAUCUGGUUUGGUGGAACUGACUGCGGGUUUCCAGUUUCACUGGACGAACUGCGGCCAUUUGAGAGUGAGGCAACACACAGUCCAUGUGGGGAUCAUCAUCUCCAGUCACACCUUGAGGAUCUCCAUAGGCAAAGUGGUGUAA
This is a messenger RNA of Centropristis striata (black sea bass), 1260 nucleotides long. RefSeq lists its product as uncharacterized. Bases 97 to 1260 code for a protein of 387 amino acids. The transcript is spliced from 5 exons. NCBI's taxonomy places the organism in Eukaryota, Metazoa, Chordata, Actinopteri, Perciformes, Serranidae. The record is from RefSeq and is a predicted model, not a curated record.